GAAGACAGCCUGUGGUUAAGAGGAACUUGCCAACAAUGUAAAGGCGAAACAGACUAAGCAAUGGGAGGACAGGUGAUGGAGGGGGUAGAAAGAGACAGAAAGGAAAUUGCUGGUAGCCACAGAGGAAUCAACAGGAAAUAGUAAGUCAACUUCUUGGUGCAUUAAACUGUGAAAUACAAGUUUCUACAUUUUUUGUAUGUGACACAGCUUGCACGUCCACUUCCUCUCACUAGGAUCCCCCCCUUUCCACCAGUAAAAUCUCUGAAGAAACACAAAUCUUUCUAAAUAAUGAUGACUAAAGGAGAACAAGAGGAUGAAACAAAUAAGGAAAUUUGACACAUGGGUCACAGGAGAGCAAAGUUCUGGAUCCGAAGGUUUGAAUUGAUUUAGACAUCAAAUAAAGGGGUGGUGGACUUAAUACAGUAGUAUUAUAGGUCUGGAUUGAAAGUCAGUGUUAAUGAGGACGCAUAGGGUGAAAGAAGCGCCCAUACAGCAGGUAAUGAACAUUAGAAACAGAGCAGAAAGAGAACUGAGACUAAAAAGAGGAAUAAAUAAAAGUCAGGAGUUAAACGAGACAGUCCAUACAGCACACAAAGCUGAGACUCCAAGAGUGCUGGAGGGACAAAGAAAACCGAGACAGAGAGCUUGUGGAGAUGGGGAGCACAGACAGUGAGAGGUGUGGAGUACAUGCAGGGAAAAGCUGCAGAAAGGACUCCGAGAAAGAUGUUCAGCCUUUGAUGGAGAAAUGUGACAGAGGUGUAUAUCUUGAUCAAAGAGAGGAGCAUAAGGCUCAGACCAUCAAGUGUCACAGGGAACAGCUGCUUGAAUCAAUUAAGAACCUGCAGAAUGAGAUAACUGAAAUAGUGGCAGAUAUUGAUGAUUUUGAGCGCAUGGAGCAAAGACGUAAAAUCCAGAAGGAGAAUGAACUGUACCGAGCUAGCAGAAAAUUUAACAUGGACCCAGAUAAGGGCAUAGAACUACUGAUUGAGAAAAAACUCCUGGAGAGAGAACCCGGACAAAUUGCUGAUUUCUUAUAUCAAGGGGCAGGACUUAGCAAGACCGCAAUAGGAGAGUUCCUUGGUCAAAUGAAUCCCCUACAUAUUAAAGUCCUGCAGGCGUUUGUAGAACACCAUAAUUUAACCAGACUUGGUCUGGUUGAAGCUCUAAGGCAGUUUCUUAGUAGAUUUCGUCUGCCAGGGGAGGCUCAGAAAAUUGAUAGGAUGAUGGAAGCUUUCUCAACACAUUACUGCCAGUGUAACCCAAAGAUCUUCAAGUCUACAGACAGCUGCUACAUUGUGUCCUUCUCACUGAUUAUCUUGAACACUUCACUGCACAAUCCAAAUGUUAAGGAGAAGCCAGAUUUGCAGCAGUUCCUGUCUAUACACAGAGGGAUACAUGCAGGAGGAGACCUACCAGCCGAACUACUUACUGAAAUGUAUGACAGCCUAAAAAAGGAACCAUUUAAAAUUCCUGAAGAAGAGGAUGCAUGGGAGCGAACACAUGCCUUCCACAAGCCACAACGCGAAGGUUGGCUGCUCAAAUUGGGUGGUCGUGUAAAAACAUGGAAGAAAAGGUGGUUCAUUCUCAAGGACAACUGUCUUUACUACUUUGAGUGCAUCGCGGAUAAAGAACCACUUGGAAUAAUCCCUUUAGAGAACCUGUCUGUUGAAAUUGCAGAAGAUCCCAAAAAGCCGCAUUGCUUUGACCUACAUGCAAGGGGGCAAACUAUCAAAGCUUGUAAGACACAUGGUGAUGGGCGAAUGGUCCAGGGCAAUCAUCAGUCGUAUCGUUUGUCUGCACAAAGCCAUGAAGAGAGAGAGUGCUGGAUGCAGAGUCUAAGAUCCAGCAUAUCUUGGGAUCCAUUCUAUGAUAUUGUGUCAAUUCAGAAGAAAAUAACAGCAAUCAAGAAAAGUUACUAGUAACCAGGGAAAAUAUGUAUUUUGCUUUAUCUAUGAUGUGAUACUGGCACAACGUUGAGCAAGUGAUAUUGACACGGAACACUUUCUAUCCAGACUACAAUGACUCUCCCAGAACAUUACAGAGAUAUGUGCCCAGUAUGGAGCAGAAUGCUCAAACGGAAGACUUUCCAUCUAGCAGAGAGAUGUUCAUCCUUCCGCAACCUCCCAAAAUUACUUUGUGUAGAGUUAAACAUUUGUAUGGAUUAA
Molecule: messenger RNA, 2165 nt
Organism: Spea bombifrons (plains spadefoot toad)
Lineage: Eukaryota; Metazoa; Chordata; Amphibia; Anura; Pelobatidae
Gene: CYTH4
Product: cytohesin 4
Exons: 13
Coding region: 654-1919 (421 amino acids)
Biological process (GO): regulation of ARF protein signal transduction
Molecular function (GO): guanyl-nucleotide exchange factor activity
Source: RefSeq, a predicted model, not a curated record